AUGUCUGCACUCAAGGAUCUUCUUCAAGACCCCUCGAUCCUCAAGAAUCAAUGCUACGUUGACGGGAAAUGGGUCGAAGCAGCCUCUGGCAAGCGCUUCUCUGUAGACAACCCCUCGACCUCGGCCAUACUCGGAGAGUGCCCAGAGUUCGAUGCCGCCGACACCGAAGCCGCCAUCCUCGCGGCCUCGCGCGCCCUUCCCUCGUUCCGGCGCACGCCCGCGCGGCAGCGCGCCUCCCUCCUGCGCCGCUGGCACGACCUGAUGCUCGCGCACGCCGCGGACCUCGCCACCAUCAUCACCGUCGAGAACGGCAAGCCGCUGGCGGACGCGGCGACCGAGGUGCGCUACGCGGCGAGCUUCCUGGAGUGGUUCGCCGAGGAGGCCCCGCGCGUGUGCGGCGACGCCAUGCCCGCCAGCAGCAGCGACGCCUGCCGCAUCGUGACCGCGCGCGAGGCCGUCGGCGUCUGCGGCAUCAUCACCCCGUGGAACUUCCCCGCAGCCAUGAUCACGCGCAAGGUCGGCCCCGCGCUGGCGGCCGGCUGCGUGGUGGUGGUCAAGGCGCCGGCGGAGGCGCCGCUGACCGCGCUGGCGCUCGCGGAGCUGGCGCGCCGCGCGGGCCUCCCGGCCGGCGUGGUCAACGUGGUGACGGCGAUGGCGGGUACGGUCGCGGUAGGCGAGGCGCUGACGACGCACCCGGCCGUCCGCAAGGUCUCGUUCACCGGGUCGACGCCGGUGGGCCGGCUACUGAUGCGGCAGGCGGCGUCGACGCUGAAGAAGCUGUCGCUGGAGCUCGGCGGCAACGCGCCGUUCAUCGUGUUCGCGGACGCGGACCUGGAGGCCGCGGUGCGCGGCGCGGUGGAGUGCAAGUUCCGGCUGUCCGGGCAGACGUGCGUGUGCGCGAACCGGCUGCUGGUGCACCGGGACGUGCACGACCGGUUCGUGCGGAUGCUGGCGGACGCGGUCGCGGGGUUCCGGGUCGGCGACGGGCUGGAUGCGGCGACGACGCACGGGCCGCUCAUCCACGGGCGGGCGGUGCAGAAGUGCGCGGAGCACGUUGAGGACGCGGUGGCGAAGGGCGCACGGGUGCUGGUCGGCGGGGGCCGGGUGCCGGCGCUGGGGAGCAACUUCUUCGCGAUGACGGUGCUGGCGGACGUGAAGCCGACGAUGCGCAUCGCGCGCGAGGAGACGUUCGGGCCGAUAGCGGCGGUGUUUACGUUCGACACGGAGGAGGAGGCGAUCGCGCUGGCCAACGACACCGAGGUCGGGCUGGCGGGCUACUUCUUCAGCAAGGACCACAGCCGGUGCUGGCGCGUGGCCGAGGCGCUGGAGGUGGGCAUGGUGGGCGUGAAUACAGGAGCAAUCAGUGACCCGAUCGCGCCGUUUGGUGGUAUCAAGCAGAGUGGUUAUGGGAGGGAGGGAAGCAAGUACGGGAUUGACGAGUAUUUGACGACGAAGAUGGUGAUGAUGGCCGGUAUAGACUAG
Cordyceps fumosorosea ARSEF 2679 is the source of this 1482-nucleotide messenger RNA. Its product is annotated as succinate-semialdehyde dehydrogenase. The coding region runs from base 1 to 1482 and encodes 493 amino acids. The record is from RefSeq and is a predicted model, not a curated record. Gene Ontology annotation, biological process: GABA catabolic process. The transcript has 4 exons. Gene Ontology annotation, molecular function: succinate-semialdehyde dehydrogenase (NAD+) activity. Lineage: Eukaryota; Fungi; Ascomycota; Sordariomycetes; Hypocreales; Cordycipitaceae.